This is a messenger RNA of Geodia barretti, 551 nucleotides long. NCBI's taxonomy places the organism in Eukaryota, Metazoa, Porifera, Demospongiae, Tetractinellida, Geodiidae. The record is from the annotation of a GenBank genome assembly.
AACAACUAGCCCGCUCCUAAACAACCAGAAAUAAACUCCAACAGUAUAAAGUUAGUGGAGGAGUGGAUCUGCAGUUUUACAGACUAGUCGACUACUAUCAGUGCAAUAUCUACCUGAUUGCAAUGGAGAAAAAACACUAUUCAGAGCUGUCCUCAUCAUAAUAUCUUAAAAAUAGCAACUACCGAUAGUAUAAAGUUAGUGGGAGGAGUAGAUCUGCAGUUUUCAAGUACUAUCAGUGCAGUACCAACCUGAUUGCAAUGGAGAAAAAGACACGAAAACGCAGGUAUCUAUUCAGAGCUGCCCUCGUCAUAUCUUUGUGCGUAACUGUCGUCUAUUGCCUGAGAAACACAUACUCCCAGACUGCACUGCUCUGUGCACAGCAAGAAGUGGGCUACUCAAGAGGUGAGACCUCAGAGACAUUCUUCCUGACUGCUGAUGAAGGCAACCACCUCAAGUACUCUCAGUUGCUUCAGAGCAUCCUCAGAUCUUACCAGCAUUAUCACGGAGUCAGGAGAAAGGAGUUGGCAGCUGGGAACACCUCCAAGACCCUC